Theobroma umbraticum is the source of this 1463-nucleotide messenger RNA. RefSeq names its product emp24/gp25L/p24 family/GOLD family protein (gene P24DELTA5). Lineage: Eukaryota; Viridiplantae; Streptophyta; Magnoliopsida; Malvales; Malvaceae. The record is from RefSeq and is a predicted model, not a curated record.
UACUAGGAUUCCUCGGCUCGAACAUGAUUGGACGAUCACUCUAUCUCUUGCGUCAAACCGACGACCCUCCCCUCCAUUACCCAGGCACCAAAACUCCACUGCCAGUUCAUGGCGCGUACUGUCCACUGUUUGACGCCUUGCCAACAAACCCAACAACUAUAUGACUAAUAAUGUAAAAAGGUGAAAACCCAGAGAAAAGAAAGAGAAUAGAGACGAAGGGGAAGGAACGAUAACCAACGCCAAAAGCAUGUUUUUCGGUGGUCGUGCGGUGUCGUUGUUGCCACUAAUCUUGGUACUAUGUUUAACGAGUAACAGUAAUAUUUUGCCAGUUGCGGAAGCUCUAUGGUUAACGAUUCCAAGUUCAGGAACCAAGUGUGUUUCGGAGGAGAUCCAAAGCAACGUUGUCGUUUUAGCUGACUACUAUGUCGUCGAUGAAAACAACCCUGAUCACAUCCCCACUGUCUCUGCCCGGGUAACAUCUCCUUUUGGAAACAAUCUUCACCACAAUGAAAAUGCAACUCAUGGUCAGUUUGCGUUUACAACUAGUGAGACAGGCAACUAUCUGGCUUGUUUCUGGAAGGAUGGCAGUCAUCAACAGGAUGCUGAACUAACUCUGGGCCUUGACUGGAAAAUUGGAAUUGCUGCCAAGGAUUGGGAAUCAGUUGCAAAGAAGGAGAAGAUAGAGGGUGUUGAACUUGUCCUAAGGAGACUGCACGGAGCAGUGGAAGCCAUCCGUGGUAACCUAAUCUAUCUCAAGGACAGAGAAGCAGAGAUGAGGGAAGUCAGUGAAAGAACAAAUGCAAGAGUGGCAUGGUUCAGUAUCAUGUCUCUUGGUGUCUGCAUCGUGGUUUCAAUUGUCCAGCUAUGGCACUUGAAGCGUUAUUUUCUAAAGAAGAAGCUCAUCUAGAUUAUAAAACUUAAAUACACUACAUCCUUGUCAAAGUCUUAAGAACAGAAACACAAAAAAAAAGGGAUAGAUUACACUACAUUCUUGUUGUUGUACCAUAGAGGGCUUCUUUCAUUUCCUUCUGAUUUGAGAGUGAAGAUGGAGGUGGUGUGGAGGAAGAUCUCCAUAGAUGGACAAAUUUUGAAUGCAAUAUUGAGAGAAAGAAAAAGAAAAAAACGAACAUAGGAAGAGAAAGUGAAUGUCAUGAUUGUGGGGAGGCUGGGAGCAUGACCCUGCAUCCAUGUUUAAGGCAAUGAUUGCCGUCAUUGCUGUAGCUCCAACUCUGUUUCGGAUACUGGUGUAUCGACUACUGCAAGCUCUUGCUGAAUGCCUCCUCUGAGAUCUUCUUUGCACCUGGAAAAUAGAAAUAAAAACUAGUCAAAAAAAGCACAAACCCAUUCCAACCAUGAUAAUUAUGUUUCGUCCAUCCCUUUUUACUUCAGCCCGAUUCAGUUGUGUAAAAUUUAAGCAAAUAUAUCGGUUUUAAAAAUAUUUUUCGUAAUUAUAAUUUGAAACA